This is a messenger RNA of Fusarium keratoplasticum, 2562 nucleotides long. RefSeq lists its product as uncharacterized. The coding region runs from base 1 to 2562 and encodes 853 amino acids. Lineage: Eukaryota; Fungi; Ascomycota; Sordariomycetes; Hypocreales; Nectriaceae. Gene Ontology annotation, molecular function: beta-mannosidase activity. Gene Ontology annotation, biological process: glycoprotein catabolic process; carbohydrate metabolic process. The record is from RefSeq and is a predicted model, not a curated record. The transcript is spliced from 2 exons.
AUGGGUCCCCGCACAGUUACUCCGAUUGACCAGAACUGGCAGUUCAAGCAGGCGAAUGACGACGAUGCCUCUUACUUAUCCGUCGCCCAGUUCCCGACAAAUGUUCAUCUAGACCUUCUGCACCACGGCAAGAUCCCUGAUCCUUUUAUUGGCAAGAAUGAGAAUGAGGUUCAAUGGAUUGGCGAGACCGACUGGGUCUACAGGACUACUUUUGCAAGCCCUAAAGUCGCCGAUGGCGCGAGGGCAGUUCUGGCCUUUGAUGGUCUCGACACUUUUGCUACCGUGAAGCUGAACGGCACCAAGAUUCUGGAGACGGACAAUAUGUUUACUUCGGAUCGUGUAGAUGUCACCGAGACCCUCAAGAGUGAUGGCGAGAACGAGCUUGUUAUCACGUUUGACAGCGCCUACCUAAAAGGCUGGGACUUGGUGGAUGAACAUCCGGAGCACAAGUACCGUUGCUGGAAUGGCGACUUUUCGAGACUGCCUGUCAGAAAAGCGCAAUACCACUGGGGCUGGGAUUGGGGCCCUGCCUUGCUCACUUGUGGUCCAUGGAAGCCCAUUAAUCUGGAAGUUUACGAAUCUCGUAUCUACGACCUGUACGCUCAGGUUGAAGUUGAGGAGUCGCUCAAGACUGCCACAGUUGUUGUCCAUGCAGAAGUCGAGGGGAAGGCAUCGCAGGCUCAGUUUGUUGUAACCCUCGAUGGAAAAGAGGUUGCAUCAACAACCACCGAUGUUCAGGACAAGAAGGUGUCGACGACAUUCCACAUUCAAGAUCCUGCCCUCUGGUAUCCUAUCAGAUACGGAAAGCAGCCCCUAUACACUAUCCAGGCUAUGCUGCUUGAAAACAAGACCGAGAUUGACACUACCACCAAGAAAAUCGGUCUUCGCAAAGUUGAGCUCGUCCAACACGAACUCGAAGGGCAGUCUGGCACCAGCUUCUUCUUCCGAGUCAACAAUAUUCCCGUCUUUUGCGGUGGAAGCAACUGGAUUCCUGCUGACAACUUCCUCCCUCGCAUUUCCAAGAAGAGAUACUAUGACUGGGUCAACCUUGUGGCAGAGAGCAACCAGUUCAUGAUCCGCGUCUGGGGCGGAGGCAUCUUCGAGUCAGACUUCUUUUAUGAUGCAUGCGACGAAGCCGGCAUUCUCGUCUGGCAGGACUUUCUAUUUGGAUGCGGAAACUAUCCCUGCUGGUCUGAGCUGCGCAAGUCGAUUGACCGUGAAGCCCGAGAGAACAUCAAGCGGCUGCGCCAUCACCCUUCCAUUGUCAUCUGGGCUGGCAACAACGAGGAUUAUCAAAUUGCAGAGUCAGAAAAGCUCACAUACAACCCCGAAGACAAGGAUCCUGAGAGCUGGCUGAAGACCGACUUCCCGGCUCGUUACAUCUACGAAAAGAUCCUUCCAGAGGCCUGCAGCGAGGUUAACCCUGGUUCCAUAUAUCACUUUGGUAGCCCUUACGGUGGACAUGACACUACUGAUCCUACCGUUGGAGAUAUCCACCAAUGGAAUAUCUGGCACGGCGCUCAGAGAAGAUAUCAGGAUUUCGACAAGCUCGUUGGUCGAUUUGUGUCCGAGUUUGGCAUGGAAGCUUUCCCAAACAUCAAGACUAUCGAUUCCUACCUUCCCAAGGGCAAAAAAGACCCCGAGAGAUUCUACAGCUCGUCCACUAUUGACUUUCACAACAAGGCCGACGGCCAAAUCCGCCGCCUAGUCAUUUACCUGGCUGAGAACUUCCGCUACACCCAGGAGCCGCUUGAAUACUACGUCUACUGCACUCAGCUAAUGCAAGCAGAGUGUCUCGCAUCGGCAUAUCGACUCUGGAAGCGCCAGUGGCAGGGUCCCAACAAAGAGUAUUGCAGCGGCGCCCUGGUCUGGCAAAUCAAUGACUGCUGGCCUGUGACAUCUUGGAGCAUUUGCGACUAUUACCUGCGACCAAAGCACGCGUACUACACCAUCAAGCGCGAGAUGGCCCCAGUGACGAUCGGCAUGACGCGUACUGAGCAUCAACACCCCAGGAGCAAGCACACGCGGGUGGAUAUUGAUACCAAGAUCCAAGUUGAGAUCUGGGGCAGCAACCUCGAGCUUGAAGAUGUGACGGCAGACUGCGUCGUCAAGGCCUGGGAUAUCGAGACUGGAAAGGAGACUUACUCCAAGACUGUGUCUCCAUCCUUUAUACUCCCGAGCAACCGCUCAACCGAGAUUGCAACUCUGGAGGUGCCAGUUGAAACACCGAACGCUGGCCUCGAAGCCCGUACUGUUGUGGCUUCAUACCUCUACCAGGAUGGCAAACAAAUCGCACGCUAUGUGAACUGGCCAGAGCCACACAAGUAUUCGCCGCUUCAGAAGCCCAAGAACCUCCGGGUUGAGCUCGUUGGCGGAGCCAGCGCCGUAGAGGUAAGUGCCGAGGUGCCAGUCAAGGGACUUGCACUGGAGUGCGAGGAUGAUGGAGUCCGGUUUGCCGACAACUUGGUGGAUCUUGUCCCAGGCGAGAUUGUGCGCAUCGGAGUAAAGGGGGCGGUGGAGGCGACUGUCAUCACCACGCAGUAUUUGGGGCUGCACUACUAA